Molecule: messenger RNA, 1893 nt
Organism: Linum tenue
Lineage: Eukaryota; Viridiplantae; Streptophyta; Magnoliopsida; Malpighiales; Linaceae
Source: the annotation of a GenBank genome assembly
GCGAGAGUGACAAUAAACCCUCAAUUUCAGGCGCAGAAGAUCGAGGAAGAAACCUUGCAGGCAAACAAUGAGAGGAAGAGGCAUUUCAAUCCCUACCAAUUUCAUCGGUAAUCAUGCUCAAAGGUCUUCCUUCUUCUCUCCUUUCUCCACUUCUUCCGGCGGAGGAGGGCGCGGCAGCGGUCGUGGCCAGAUCUUCACUCCCGGCCAAUUCUCCUUCACCAAUGAGACACAGAACGCAGACGAGGAGAAGAAACCUGAUGCGGCGGCUGGCAAGCCCGAGCAGCCGCCGCCGCGGGAAGCUGGAGGACAAGGUCACGGCCGCGGGAAGCCUCUCGCAUCUGGGCCGGUUUUCCCGGAGUUCUCUUCCUUCAUCUCUUCCCUCAAGCAGACGGCUGCAGCUCCCGGCGGAAGCGGCGGCGGCAUCGGACGCGGGAGCGGGAGAGGCUUUGGUGGGGAGGUACCGCGGUCGGAGAAGCCUGCGCCUGGUGCUCCGGCUGCGGGUACUCCGCCAGGAAGAGGCUCUGUUCUUCCGGCGAAGGAGAGCUAUCUGCCUUCCAGUUUGAGGUCUACACUGCACAGUUUCGGCCGCGGGAAAUCUGAUGCGCCGGUGGUGGCAGAAGGAAUACCGGAGAAGGAAGUGAACAGGCAUAUUCGUAGUGCUAGGGUGAGCCCGAGAGCAGAGGGUGACGAUGGUGAUGGUGAUGGAGCUGGCGAGCAGAUUCAGAGAAGGCCGAGGUUUAGCCAGGAGGAGGCAGCGCGGCGAGGUGGAGACGAGGGAGGUGAAGGGAGGAGAAGAGGUGAUGGCGAAAUGCAGAUGGGGCGUGGCCGUGGUACUGGUAGGGGGCGAGGAAGGGGAAUGGGGAGAGGGAGAGGGAGGGGAAGGGAGAGGGGAGAUUUUGGCGGUGGAAGGGGAAGGGGACGGCAGAGGGAUCAACUGGCUGCUGAUGAUGAUUCAGAGGGCGAGGACUUUGCUCUAGGAAACAAGGCUGAUGGAGAGAAACUGGCACAAACUGUUGGUGUUGAGUUCAUGAACCAGCUUGUUGAUGGGUUCGAAGAGAUGGGUAGUAGAGUUUUGCCAUCACCUCUUGAGGAUGAAUUCUUGGAUGCAUUAGACACCAACUUCAAGAUUGAGUUUGAGGAAGAAUACCUUAUGGGAGAAUUUGAUCAGAACCCAGACAUUGACGAGAAACCACCUAUGCCCAUACGGGACAUGUUGGAGAAAGUGAAGCCAUUCUUAAUGUCCUAUGAAGGAAUCCAGAAUCAAGCGGAAUGGGAGGAGGCAGGUUGAAGAAACAAUGAAGAACUGUGCCAUUAUUGAAAAAGAUAGUUGAGCACUACAGUGGACCUGAUCGGGUAACAGCAAAACAACAACAACAAGAGCUGGAAAGAGUUGCACAAACCAUUCCUGCUGCUGCUCCUCCUUCUGUGAAACGUUUCGCUGAUCGAGCCGUUCUUUCUCUUCAGAGCAAUCCCGGGUGGGGGUUCGACAAGAAGUGCCAGUUUAUGGACAAGCUAGUAAUGGAAGUAUCGAAAAGUUAUCAAUGAUUAUUAGUACGAUUGCUGCAGCAGUUCGGGGGCGAGCUCAUUUCUCAUCAUUCUCUGGAUACCGUUUCAAUUUUAUGAUAUCAUUCUCUGGAUACUGUUUCAAUUUUAUGAUAUCAUUCUCUGAAUUUGUUCAAUUUGCUCUGGGAAACCCCAAGGAUAGUAGAUUUUUCAUAAUGGUUGAUAGUCAGUAGUCAGUUUUAUUUUAUCACUACUGUAAACUCACGAGGGAUUUGGUGAUGAAAAUACAAGUUAUCUUUAUCCCACUAGCUUUGACCCUGCCCUUUGGGCAGGUAACUUUUGUGUAAUAUGGCCAUCAAAGUAACAAAAUGCCAAUUAGAGUCCUCUGAA